Molecule: messenger RNA, 5683 nt
Organism: Zootermopsis nevadensis
Lineage: Eukaryota; Metazoa; Arthropoda; Insecta; Blattodea; Termopsidae
Source: RefSeq, a predicted model, not a curated record
UGGGUAGCUGGAGGUUAUGACCUGGAAUAUGGAAUCAAGAAUGCAGACCACUUUGGGUUCAUCUGUCGAGAGUUGAAUGUGGAGUCGUACAUUGGAUAUGUAUUCAAGUGCCAGUCAGAAUCUGUAGCUGAUGAUUUGGUAGCAGAGAUACUUGCUGCCUCCAUCAUUAUUGUGCUGAUGACUUCUACCAGACUACACAGCAAGCAUUAUUUGUUUGCUGUAAGUUCCAGUGACUCGUCCACUUUCUGCUUGCGACAACAGAAGGAUGACCUAAAAGUUGUCCUGGAAGAAAGGGAUCUAGAAGUGAUCGGAGCUCCCAUCAUCAAAUAUGGUGACAGUACUGUCAUUGUGCAGCACUCAGAAUCAGGGCUGUGGCUCUCGUACAAGCAACGUGAGAAGCUGCCAGUGCUAUCCUGUGAACACUGUCCAAAGGUGUGGUACCACAAGCUCUGUGCCGAAGCAGAAGGUUUGAAUGACAAGCGCACACAAGCCGCCAUCUUCCGUCGCCUGGAUUUGUUACCAGAAGAAGAGCAGUCUGUGAUAUUAACUAAAUUCCGAGGAGUAGAGACCUCAAGUCUCCGUGAGCAGAAUGAGUUUCUCAUGAUGCUGCUAAGAGCACACUAUGAAGGAAAGCAAGCUCGCCACACUCACGAGUUCCUUAAUCAGUACCUGGGAGGGAGUACCAUCUUCAUGAAGGCCAAACGUUCUCAGCUGCUGAAGCGCAAGGGCUCACGAGAUGAUUUUGGACCAGUUGUGAAGGAAUUGAGUCUGCCAAUGAAUGCUGCACUGUGUAAGGAUCCCCCAUCCUCUUCAGGGCACGCUAGCCCAACUACCCGUUCAUCACCAGCUCCAACACUGGAAGUACCUGAGAACAACAUAACAGACAGUGGUACCAGUGGUCUGCGACCGCGUUCUUCUACAGUGGGCACUGCAGAAGGCGAGACAUUGAAACGGGAACUGCAAGAAAAGCAGUCGAAUUGCAGCCUUUCUGCCAGCAACUCCCAGCAACAGUUGAAUUCCGUCACUCCUCCCAAUGGACAGCAGAAGACCAGUCCCAUGAUGAAUAUAUUACUUUUACACCAAGCAUUGAAACAAAACAUUGAUUUUGUGAACAGAUUCCUGAAAGUUGGUCACACCUCAAAGACAUCACCAACACAGGAGCUGAAUCAGGAUGUGGAUCCCCCAUCCUCUUCAGGGCACGCUAGCCCAACUACCCGUUCAUCACCAGCUCCAACACUGGAAGUACCUGAGAACAACAUAACAGACAGUGGUACCAGUGGUCUGCGACCGCGUUCUUCUACAGUGGGCGCUGCAGAAGGCGAGACAAUGAAACGGGAACUACAAGAAAAGCAGUCAAAUGGCAGCCUUUCUGCCAGCAACUCCCAGCAACAGUUGAAUUCCGUCACUCCUCCCAAUGGACAGCAGAAGACCAGUCCCAUGAUGAAUAUCAAGAGGGCUUCUAUAAACCAUGCACAAGACCAGAAGCUGGGGGUCACUAUUAAAAAUGGUUGUGCCAAGUGGACACCCAAUUCCAUAGUUGAUACCCUAACCAACAUCAGUCUGCAGGUGAAGCCAGGCAAGUUCUGCGCUGUUAUAGGGCCUGUUGGCUCUGGAAAGUCUGUUGUGAUUCUCUCAUCCGUUUGUUGUGUUCAAGCAGAGAGGGGCCUGGGGUUAAUCAGUAUAAAGCAGCACCCACUGAAGCGAGACAGAGAAGAACUGCGUGCUCUGUGGAAAAAAGCUAUCAACCAGCAACUGCUGCUUAUACGGAUGGAGAAGGAGAAUGCGAGGCUGCGAGCCCGACAGGAGGAAGCGACAGUGAAGCGCAUCAAGUUGGAAUAUGAUGAGAUAGGUUCAUGUGUGCGAGAAGUAAUGGAGGUGUGGGAUCUCUUGGUGAGCAAGGAGAGUCGCGUCUCAACUCAGUGUGACUCCAAAAUGCUGCUCCAAGCCAUCAGGCAAGGAGUUCCACGCAGCAAGCGUGGGGAUGUUUGGCACUUCCUGGCAGAGCAGUACUGUCUGAAAGUUGCUCCAAUAGAUACAAGCAAGUUCCCUAACUAUCACGUCCCGUACGAGAACCUGCUACGACAACUCACCUCCCAUCAGCAUGCCAUCCUUAUAGACUUAGGUCGUACUUUUCCCAACCACACGUACUUCUCAUCUCCACUGGGACCUGGACAACUAGCUCUCUUCAACCUGCUGAAGGCGUACUCGCUACUGGAUCCUGAGGUUGGGUACUGCCAGGGACUGAGCUUUGUAGCUGGAGUACUGCUCUUACACAUGUCUGAAGAAUCGGCCUUCUUCUUGCUUCGUCAUCUGAUGUUCCGACGAGGUUUACGACGUCAGUACCUCCCUGACAUGGCAGCACUGCAGGUGCAGUUGUACCAGCUGUCACGUCUCCUACAUGACCAGCACCUUGAACUGUAUGUCCACUUUGACAAACAUGAAGUGGCCCCCACCCUGUAUGCAGCUCCAUGGAUACUGACUCUGUUUGCCUCACAGUUCCCACUUGGCUUUGUUACCAGGGUUUUUGAUCUGUUGUUUCUAGAGAACGCAGAAGUUGUGUUCCGAGUGGCGCUAGCUCUGCUGGGGGAACACAAGGAUGGACUUUUGGCAUGUGACAGCUUUGAGGAGAUCAUGGAGUACCUUAAAAAUGUAGUACCAACAGUAGACAAGAAAAUACUGGAUAAAGUGAUGAAACAGGUUUUCACAAUGGAUGUGAGCAAACAGCUGCAUGAAUAUGAGGUGGAGUACCACGUGCUACAGGAGGAAAUGUCAUCUCCGCGCCCGGAAGAGAUGGAGGCAUUGCGCAAGGCAGAGGCUACCAAUAGAACACUCCUGCAGCAGAAUCAAGCACUUGUUGAGCAACUUGAGAUUGCCACAAGUAACGUCCAACAAUUAGAGACAAGUCGGGCGCACCAGCAAGCAUUACUGGCACGGUUAGAAUCUCAAGUGCGCAGCCUUGAGGUCAGUGUGGCCACAAUGGGGCAUUUCAUAGCAUCCCUGGCUGAAACUAACUCCAGCAUUGAAAUACCAGGCGAGAUCCGUCGUGUCGUUGCCCAGCUUUCCGUGGCCGAAUGCAGACGCAACAGUGCUGGCCAGAGCCUGCUCAAAAGCCUGAAACAUGAUACCCCACUUCAGAGAGCCAAAACCUUUACAAUAAGUGAAGAUACAUAUUCUUCUCGAUCCAAAAUUGCAAAUAUGAGAACAAAUUCAGGUGGCAGUGAAAUAUAUACAAAACCCAAGGGAGAAGAAGAAAAACGUAGAGAAAUGCCAUCUCCCCUCAAGUCAACUCUCAGCUCACCAAAUCUAACAACAAAACUAUCUGGAAUGUCAUCAUUUUUCGCUAAUACUCAUAAUCAAAUUAAGCAGCAAAGGUUAAAUGUUAUAAACAGCUUAACUGAAGUGACGGAUAAUGGAACUGUUGUAACUGAAAAGAAAAUCCCAGCAAACUCUACAAGUAUUGAAAGUGCUUCGGUGGAGGUGGAUAUUACUAAGAACUCUCUACUUUCAGAUAUUGCAAAUUAUGAGAAGUCUAAUUCUGUUCCUCUGGCUGCUCCCCAUUCAAAACUGAAGACCUCUCAGAGUUCAUUUGAACUUAGAUCUGGUGGUACUAACAAUAAAAUUAUUGAAACCACUCAUUGUGACAGUGGAAAUGUUACACCAACGUCUUCAACAGUAGCCAAUCACAUCCAUCCACUUGAUACAUGCUCUGAUGUCCAUUUCACAUAUGGAGGUACAACCAAGCUGAAAACAAUCCGUCCUCUUCGAGCUCAGCUAUCUCGUAACUCCAGCGUUGACAGCAUACAAAUGUUCAAGCCAAUGGGACCAGCAGAAGAUGUAAACAGUUUUACAUCAAAGAUAGUUAAUAGUAAUAAUGAAACUUCAGCAGUAGCAGCUAUUGGUGAAACAAAGAAUAGCCUCGUUACAGGGUAAUAAUUUGAAAUUUAAUUGCUAUGAAGGCAACUAAAUACAAAUAUGAUACACGGAAAAUUAUUGUAGAAAGAGGAAUAUUAGACAUUCAUGUAUCAUAUUAUCCUAUAUAGUUACUUAACAAAUUUUAGUAUUAGAAGAGAUUGUAUUAAGUGGAGCCAUAUCAAGUACUUUCUGUUGAUACUUAAAUUGUCCUGUCUGUUCUUAUUGAGCAUUUGUUCUCUUAUGCUUCCUUGAAUUACUUGUGGUACAGCAGAAAGUGAGAUUUCUUCACUAAUUAAAGUCAUAUUCUAAACUCUUAAUAGGAAAAUUUAGUUUGGUUUGUGCAUGUAAACAAUAUGUUUCAUAAAGAAUAUUGCAGAGAAAGUAACUUGAAGAAAAUAUGUUUUUCUUCUCUCAUCUUAUUGCCUGUGCAGAAUCACUGAUAUUACUUUUAAUCAUAGUGUAAUGAUUGCAAUGUGAUUGAGGGCUUCUAAAGACUGUAUACCUUAAUCUGGCUUUGUCUUAUGAUUGUGUCAGUUUUAGCUGAUUUUAAAUAUCAUCAUCAUGAAUUGCAAGGUUUAAAGAAUCAGUCUUGUCUGAUUCAUAGAUGAUCAGAACAUUUUCUUCAAAGCCAUCCUGAGUCUCUCCAUUUUAUUGUUUUAUAUGAAUAAAGUUGUUUAUGUAUUUUUGUAUAAGAUGUUCGCGUCAGAUCGUUCUGUGCUCUCUGAUAUAUGUUCAACUCAUAUAAUUGCACUUUCUCUUGUAUAUCUGAGUUUCUGUUUUGGUCCUUGCCAAUGUGCAUGUAAGUUGUUUUUUUUUAAAACAUUUCAUUUCUGGUACCUUGUAUUUCAUUUUGUAUUCAUGUAGUAAAAAUCCAUAUUUUAUAGACUGGAGCUUCGAUGUUGAUGUUCUUACAGCAGCAAGUAUAAAAAUGGCUGUCUUCUGGGAUGUUGCCCCAUUUAGUGUGAUUGACACCUGAAUUCAUCAACAUUUCAUCUCUCACUUUGUAUAGAAGUAAAUCAUGCUUAAGUCAACUGAAACUAACUCGGCCACAUCUUGCCUCAUACUCAUUUGCAAGGUUGAUAUUUUGUUAGUGUAUAUCAAUUUAUAAAUUUAGGUCACAGAAGAAUUAAAAUUUAUGUCUAUCGGUGAUCAGUAAAUGCAAGUAGAAUCUACUAGACGUAACACAGAAAUCACUUAUUGUCUUCUUCAGAGAAUUCUUUCACAAAAAUUAAGUGAAAACUGAAAAUUAAGAUUACCAUUUGACUGUCCACUGGCCUUUUAUAAAUAUAGUUAUAGCAACUGGCAGAGUGCAUUUUACAAGCUCUGUCUCGGACAAAGAGAACAAAUGUUCCAAUGGUGAACUUCAAAACAAAAAGACAUGACAAGUGGCAUGUUUAUAAAAAAUAGCAAAUUUCAUGCUGCAGCUUAAAAAUUUUCAAUACAGUAUUUGUACUUGUAAUUAUUUGACAUCGUAUUUCAUCAGGUACUACUCUUGUUAAUGACAAAUUUCUGAAACCCUUAAAUUGCAAAAGGAAGCAUGCUCGGUGUGUUAGGUAACUUAAUACUCACUUGCAAUGUAUAGUUUUGAUAUCCAUGUUCAAAUUAGGCUUGUGAUAAUGUUAAUUGAGAAAACAAAAUUUUCUAUUGUAUGUUUAAUUCUCAGGAUGAAUGUUUGAUAGUGUGUCAGUAUUUUUGCACGGUUUGUCCUCAUUAUGUACAAACAGGAUGAACUUGUUUGAAUGCAUUUCAUAUUAAAGAGAGUUCCAAGUGA